Molecule: messenger RNA, 642 nt
Organism: Didymella exigua CBS 183.55
Lineage: Eukaryota; Fungi; Ascomycota; Dothideomycetes; Pleosporales; Didymellaceae
Product: ras-domain-containing protein
Exons: 4
Coding region: 1-642 (213 amino acids)
Biological process (GO): signal transduction
Cellular component (GO): plasma membrane
Molecular function (GO): GDP binding; GTP binding; GTPase activity
Source: RefSeq, a predicted model, not a curated record
AUGGCGUCGAAGUUCCUACGCGAAUACAAGCUCGUUGUUGUUGGAGGCGGUGGUGUCGGUAAAUCGUGUCUUACCAUACAGCUCAUUCAGAGCCAUUUCGUGGACGAGUACGACCCUACUAUUGAGGAUUCGUACCGCAAGCAGUGUGUCAUCGACGAUGAGGUCGCGCUGCUCGACGUUCUCGACACAGCCGGACAGGAGGAGUACUCUGCGAUGCGCGAACAGUACAUGAGGACAGGCGAGGGCUUCUUGCUCGUCUACUCGAUAACAGACAGGCAGAGCUUCGAGGAGAUCAUGACGUUCCAGCAGCAGAUUCUGCGUGUAAAGGAUAAGGACUACUUCCCAAUGAUCGUUGUUGGAAACAAGUGCGAUCUUGACGGCGAGAGGCAGGUGUCAACGCAAGAGGGUCAGAACUUGGCACUACAGUUCGGCUGCAAGUUUAUCGAGACUUCAGCGAAAUCCCGCAUCAACGUCGACAACGCAUUCUACGACAUUGUACGAGAGAUCCGCAGAUACAACAAGGAGAUGUCCUCGUACACAGGUGCGCCGUCUGGCGCACAGGGCCAAAAUGGCAUCGCCAAGAUGGGCGUCGAGGACAGCGAAGAGAAGAAGGGCGGCUGCUGCGGAUGCACAGUGAUGUGA